CCCCUGCGCUGUCUGUUUACGAACCUCCCCUCGACAUUGACGGCGCGUUUCAUUUCAAGUACUCCACGUCGACACUUCCACAACACCUACAUCAUGUCGAACGUCGCGCAACAAUUGACAGCCCCGAACGGGCAUGCUUAUUCACAGCCCAUUGGCCUUUUUAUCAACAACGAAUUUGUCCCCUCCAAGUCGGGCGAGAAGUUUGCCACCAUCAAUCCCUCGAAUGAGGAGGAAAUCACCUCGGUGUACGCGGCUGGUGAAGAGGAUAUCGAUUUCGCGGUGCAGUCCGCGCGCAAAGCUCUUCGAGACCCGUCCUGGAAACUCCUGCCCGGCACGGACCGCGGCAACUUGAUGUUCAAGCUGGCCGACCUGAUUGAUCAACACCGGGAGACGCUGGCCACAAUCGAGACCUGGGAUAAUGGCAAGCCGUAUUCCGUCUCCUUGAACGACGAUCUGGGCGAGGUCAUCUCUUCCAUUCGGUACUAUGCCGGGUGGGCGGACAAAGUGACAGGCCAGACUAUUGGCACCACACCAGCCAAGUUUGCCUACACGCUGCGCCAGCCGAUUGGCGUGGUUGGCCAGAUCAUUCCCUGGAAUUUCCCGCUGGCUAUGGCGGCAUGGAAGCUGGGGCCGGCCCUUGCAUGCGGCAAUACGAUCGUCCUGAAGCCGGCCGAGCAAACUCCACUCAGUAUUUUGUAUCUGGCGAAUCUGAUCAAGGAAGCUGGUUUCCCGCCGGGUGUGAUUAACAUCCUCAACGGCCAUGGCCGUGUGGCUGGUUCUGCCCUGGUGAACCAUCCUGGCGUCGACAAGGUGGCCUUCACUGGCUCAACCCUUACGGGACGCGAGAUCAUGAAGAUGGCGGCAGGCUCUCUCAAGAACAUCACGCUCGAAACGGGCGGUAAAUCACCACUGCUGGUGUUCAACGACGCGGAUCUCGAGCAGGCCGCCAAGUGGGCGCACAUCGGGAUUAUGUACAACCAGGGCCAGGUGUGCACGGCGACAUCACGGAUCCUCGUCCACGACACUGUGUACGACAAGUUCGUCACCCUCUUCAAAGAAGCCGUCGCCAGCACCAGCAAAGUUGGCGACCCGUUCGCCGACGACACCUUCCAGGGACCGCAGGUUACCAAGGCGCAGUACGAGCGGGUACUGUCAUACAUCGAGAGCGGCAAGUCUGAAGGCGCUACGCUUGUGGCAGGCGGCGAGCCGUUCAAGAACGUCGCCGACGGCCGCGGCUUCUUCAUCGCCCCAACCAUCUUCACCCACGUCAAGGACUCGAUGCGCAUCUACCGCGAGGAAGUGUUUGGUCCCUUCGUCGUAAUUGCCAGCUUCACUACCGAGGAUGAGGCCGUCACCCGCGCCAAUGACACUACAUACGGUCUGGGCGCGGCCGUCUUCACGCGCGACAUCGAGCGCGCGCACCGUGUCGCCUCGGAUAUUGAGGCCGGCAUGGUCUGGAUCAACAGCAGCAACGACAGCGACUUCCGCGUGCCGUUUGGUGGUGUCAAGCAGAGCGGGAUCGGGCGCGAGCUCGGCGAGGCGGGUCUCGAGGCGUACUCGCAGACCAAGGCGGUACAUGUCAACAUGGGCACGAAGCUGUAG
Molecule: messenger RNA, 1602 nt
Organism: Penicillium alfredii
Lineage: Eukaryota; Fungi; Ascomycota; Eurotiomycetes; Eurotiales; Aspergillaceae
Product: aldehyde dehydrogenase family protein
Exons: 3
Molecular function (GO): oxidoreductase activity, acting on the aldehyde or oxo group of donors, NAD or NADP as acceptor
Source: RefSeq, a predicted model, not a curated record